Molecule: messenger RNA, 2732 nt
Organism: Pistacia vera
Lineage: Eukaryota; Viridiplantae; Streptophyta; Magnoliopsida; Sapindales; Anacardiaceae
Product: G-type lectin S-receptor-like serine/threonine-protein kinase At4g27290
Exons: 7
Coding region: 19-2445 (808 amino acids)
Biological process (GO): recognition of pollen; protein phosphorylation
Molecular function (GO): ATP binding; protein serine/threonine kinase activity
Source: RefSeq, a predicted model, not a curated record
CUGUCCAAAGUUUCAAAAAUGUUUCUUGUGUAUUAUUUUUUGUUCUUUGUUUUUGGAGCUUCUAAUGCACUAGAUACAAUAGCACCAAAUCAGUCCAUCAAAGAUGGUCAGACUCUAGUUUCCGCCAGAGGAAUCUUUGAACUGGGAUUUUUCAACCCAGGUAACUCAUCAAAGCGUUACUUGGGAAUAUGGUACAAGAAAGAUACUCAGACAGUUGCAUGGGUGGCCAACAGAGUAACUUCACUCUCUGAUCUGUCAGGAAUUCUAAAUGUCACUGAUCAAGGGAAUCUUGUACUACUAGAUGGAAAAGAUAGAGUGAUUUGGUCAUCAAAUAUAUCUGGAUCAAUGAGAUAUCCUGUUUUACAGCUCUUAGAUUCAGGAAAUCUUGUUGUGAAAGAUAGAAACGAUAGCCAUCCAGAGAACUUUUUGUGGCAGAGUUUUGACCAUCCUUGUGACACCUUACUACCAGGGAUGAAGCUCGGAAGGAACUUCAAAACUAGAAUGGAUAGGUUCCUUUCGUCCUGGAAAAGCACAGAAGAUCCUGCUCCAGGCCAAUUUUCUGUGUGGAUUGAUUCAAAUGGAUUUCCACAACUAGUUCUCAGGGAAGGAGCAGCCAUCCAGUAUAGAGCUGGCUCGUGGAAUGGCGUUGGUUUUACCGGGACUCCUGCGCUGAAACCAAACGAUCCUGUAUGUGAUUUUAAAUUUGUACUGAAUGAGAAUGAGGUCUAUUAUAAGUGUGACCCCACGAAUUCCUUAGUUUCAAGGUUAUGGGUAAAUCAAACAGGUAGUAUUGAGCGCUUAAUACUAAGCUCUCAAAGAAAAACUUGGUUGCAUGCCUAUUCUGCCCCAGUUGAUCAGUGUGACAAUUAUUCUUUGUGUGGUGCAAAUGCUCGAUGUGAAACAAACAGCAGCCGUGUAUGUUCUUGCCUGGAAGGAUUUGUACCAAAAUCACCAGAAGGUUGGAGCUUGUCAAAUUGGACUGAAGGGUGUGUCAGAAGAGGGAGUCCAUUAGAUUGUAAAAAUGGGAAUGAAUUUAAGAUUUAUGCUGGAUUCAAGUUGCCAGACACUUCUAAUUCCUGGUUCAAUACAAGCAUGAGCGUUGAGGAAUGUAGGGAAAUGUGUUUGAGAAACUGUUCUUGCACUGCCUCUGCUAAUUCUGAUAUCAGCAAAAAAAGUGGCUGCUUGCUUUGGUUUGGUGACCUGGUGGAUAUGAGAUUACGCACUGAUGUUCAGCAAGAUCUCUUCAUAAGGAUGGUCAAUUCAGAACAAGAUCGAACGGAUAAAAGCAGAGAGGUGGGAAUCAUAGUUGGCUCUGUAGGAUUGAUGGCAAUCCUUAUGGUAGGAUUGAUAUUGUUUAUCAGGAAGAAGAAACUCAAAAAGCAAGGAAUGUUGAACAGCAACUACAAAAAAUAUAAAACUGGAGAUGGGAAAGAAGAUAUGGAGUUAUGGGUAUUUGAUAUUGCCAGUAUAGCAAAAGCGACAGACAACUUCUCAAGCAAUAACAAGCUGGGACAAGGUGGUUUUGGACCAGUAUACAAGGGUACAUUACAGGAGGGGCAAGAGAUUGCAGUUAAAAGGCUGUCAAAAAGUUCGGGACAAGGAAUCGAAGAGUUCAAAAACGAAGUUACAUUGAUUGCAAAACUUCAACACAGAAAUCUUGUAAAGCUUCUCGGUUGUUGCAUCCAGGAAGACGAAAACAUGUUAAUCUAUGAAUACAUGCCUAACAAAAGCUUGGACUUCUUUAUCUUUGAUCAAACAAGAAGCAAAUUACUCGAUUGGUUGAAGCGCAUCCACAUUAUCGGUGGAAUUGCUAGAGGAAUGCUCUAUCUUCAUCAAGACUCUAGAAUGAGGAUUAUACAUAGGGACCUCAAAGCCAGCAAUGUGUUAUUAGAUAAUGACAUGAACCCCAAAAUUUCUGACUUUGGCAUGGCCAGAAUAUUUGGGGGAGACGAAAUUGAGGCCAAUACAAAUAAAGUAGUUGGAACAUAUGGCUACAUGUCUCCAGAGUAUGCAAUUGACGGGGUUUUCUCGAUGAAAUCUGACGUAUUUAGCUUUGGAGUUUUAGUCCUAGAGAUUGUUAGUGGGAAGAAAAACAGAGGAUUUUCCCAUCCAGAUCACUACCAUAAUCUUCUUGGACAUGCAUGGAUACUUUGGAAAGAGGAAAGGCGACUGGAACUAGCUGUGGACACAUUAGGUGAGUCUCGCCCGCCACCUGAGGUGUUGAGAUACAUUCAUGUGGGUUUGUUAUGCGUGCAACAACGACCAGAAGACAGGCCAAGCAUGUCAUCUGUGGUUCUAAUGUUGGGAAGUGAGUGUUCAUUGCCUGACCCAAAGCAACCUGGGUUUUUUUCAGAAAGAAAUCUGUUUGAACCUGAGUCUUCAUCAGGCAACACUCACUCAUGUACCACAAAUGAACUCACUCUUUCUACUUUGGAGGCAAGGUAAAACAUCACCAAUUGUCAUAAAAAUUUGUCUUAAGAGUCCUUACAUAUCCAAAUAACCUGUUACAUGGUUAUUAAACUAGUCUGUUGUAAAAUAUGUUUGUUUGUAAAACUUUUAUUAUACCGUAAUUGUUUGUUGUUACAAGUGUUUGCUUUAGAAGAUAAAAAGGUUGGCGAUGAAUUUCAAGUCUAUCUCAGUAGUUAAAGAUUUCAAGUCAUCAAGAUGAGAUGAAGACAAACGGAUUUAUUUUAUAAUAUUAAAAAUACGCUGAUACCCUGAAGUAAGAGUCA